GAGAAAACAUCUGUUUUGUUCAGCAGAGCUGAAUUGACCUGAUCUGUUGAUCCUGAUCGUGUUGUGCGACUGCAGAAGAAAUGGCCGUACGAAUUUUUCGCGAAUUGGCAUUGGCAAGAGCAAGUUCUGUGAUAGGAAGAACGCAAAAUCUAUCAAGCUCUGCUUCUGCAGCAAUUAAAGCCAAAUUUGACUGGGAAGAUGCUUUAAAUUUGAAUGCAAAUUUGACUCAAGAUGAAGUGAUUGUUCGAGAUUCGUUUCGCAGCUAUUGCCAAGAAAAAUUGAUGCCCAGAGUCUUGUUGGCAAACAGAAAUGAAGUUUUCCAUCGAGAAAUUAUGAGUGAAAUGGGCCAACUUGGCGUUUUGGGCGCCACAAUUAAGACUCACGGCUGUGCAGGUGUUUCUUCCGUAGCCUACGGUCUCUUGGCCAGGGAGAUCGAACGAGUAGACAGCGGAUACAGAUCUGCUAUGAGCGUGCAGUCGUCGCUCGUGAUGCAUCCCAUUUAUGCAUACGGUACUGACAGCCAGAAGGACCGAUUCUUGCCGAAACUUGCCAAAGGUGAACUGGUCGGAUGCUUCGGUCUAACAGAACCAAAUCACGGAAGUGACCCAGCAGGCAUGGAAACCCGUGCUAAAUAUGACAAAGAAUCAAAAACUUAUUUUCUAAGUGGCAGCAAAACUUGGAUCACUAACUCACCCAUAGCCGAUGUGUGCAUUGUUUGGGCCAAGUGCGACGAUAAUCAAAUCAGGGGCUUCAUCGUCGAGAGAGGUUUUCCUGGAUUGUCAACACCCAAAAUUGAGGGAAAAUUUUCUCUCCGAGCAUCAAUUACGGGAAUGAUUUUGAUGGAUCAGGUUCCUGUCCCAGAAGAAAACCUGCUUCCAAAUGUUGCUGGCUUGAAGGGUCCUUUCGGCUGUCUCAAUAAUGCUCGAUAUGGAAUUGCUUGGGGUACAAUGGGAGCAGCCGAAUUCUGCCUCUCUGCAGCUCGGCAAUAUACUCUAGACCGCAAGCAAUUCAAUCGACCACUGGCAGCCAACCAAAUUAUGCAGUUGAAAAUGGCUGAUAUGCUGACGGAAAUCAGCAUUGGAUUGCAGGCAUGCAUUCAAGUUGGCCGACUCAAAGAUGAGAAUAAGGCUACGCCUGAGAUGAUUUCCUUGAUUAAGAGGAAUUCCUGUGGGAAAGCGCUACAAAUUGCUAGGGUUGCCCGAGACAUGCUCGGCGGCAACGGAAUUUCGGACGAGUAUCACAUUAUUCGACAUGUUAUGAAUCUCGAAGCUGUGAACACUUAUGAAGGGACACAUGACAUCCACGCUUUAAUCCUCGGAAGAGCAAUUACUGGGAUUCCUGCAUUUUAGCUUUAGAAUGAUGAAAGAAUAAGCUCAAAAUAUAUUAUAAUGAUUCAUAUAUUUUUAUUCCUGUUAUCAAUUAAAAUCGAUACUGCUGUGCCAAUAUUUUUCUACAUAAAUUUAUUUUUAACUAACUGGUUUGAAUGAAAUAAAUAAUCUUGAAA
Molecule: messenger RNA, 1504 nt
Organism: Neocloeon triangulifer
Lineage: Eukaryota; Metazoa; Arthropoda; Insecta; Ephemeroptera; Baetidae
Product: glutaryl-CoA dehydrogenase, mitochondrial
Exons: 9
Coding region: 81-1349 (422 amino acids)
Biological process (GO): fatty-acyl-CoA biosynthetic process; fatty acid beta-oxidation using acyl-CoA dehydrogenase
Cellular component (GO): mitochondrial inner membrane
Molecular function (GO): flavin adenine dinucleotide binding; fatty-acyl-CoA binding; glutaryl-CoA dehydrogenase activity
Source: RefSeq, a predicted model, not a curated record